UCAUUUGGCCAAACUGCGUCGAUCCGAUGGUGACCAUGCCCCCCAAAGAAGUUAUGGAUCCAUCGGAGCAGUAUCGAUCGUCGCAGGUGGUGGUCUCAUCGAACAAGGAUCGAUAAGCCUAGGAACUGGGAAAAAAAAAUAUUAGAACAUAAAAAAAAAUAUUAGAACAUAAAAAAAAAUAUUAGAACUGGAAAAAGUGGCCGCCGGCGAGAUAACGGCCGCCGCCGGCGAGAUUCCGGCGGCCGCCAGCGAGAUAAAAAAACUCACCCCUGUACCGUUCGCCGCCGCCGCCACGCCGCCCUCGACCUCUUCCUCUGCCGCCGGGGGCUUGUUGCUCGUCGUCGGACAUCCUGCGUCGCCGCUGUUGCUGGGGCGCUGCCGCUCUCUUCGCCGCGCCGCCGCCUGGGUCUGAGGCGCUGCCGCCAACUGCUAGGCUUCGCCGCUCGGUUGUUGGCGUCGGCGCUGGUAGGGUGAAGGAGGGGAUGGAGGGAGGAUGAGAGGAGGUAAGGGAAAGGGAAGGGAUGAAUGGGUGGGGUGUCUGGUGCUGGACGAGGGAGGGGAAUUAAAAAAAAAAGGAAGCCAGCGAGGGCGCCCCAGUCUAUGGCACUGGCGCAAUUUGAAAUUUUUGAAAAUUUCAAAUUGCGCCAGCGCCAUAGACUGGGGCGCCCUCGCUGGCUUCACCUUAAAAAUCUCUAUUUGCUGAGUCUCGGGCGCCGUCGCCAACUUUCCUCAUCAAAACACAAUAUUGUUGUAAAUACUUUUAAAAACACAAUAUUCGUGGUAAAUAAAAAAAAACAAUAUUUAGCGAAUUAACCCACCCUCAAACCACUAAAGUUACUCACCCUCCCAUUUUCAAUUUUCAUUUCCGGUGUUAAAAGCUUGAAAGAGACGAAUCGUCGUUUCACUCCUGAACUGGCGUCGUUUUCGCGAGAUUUUGGCAUUCGGAUUUCGGAGGAGAGAGAGACGAGCAAAGGGUUUUCGGCAGGGCAGGCAGAGAGAGGAAAACAGGAAGCAAGGCCGCGGCGUCAUCAGCUGCGUUGCGCAGAAGCAGCGAAAUUGAUCUGAGAAGACGAGAGAGAGAGAAAGAGAAAUAAGAAAAGCCGAAACCUCUGAUGCCGCCAUCUUCGCUUGUUAUAGCUGGCAUUCCGUUCCCCUUUCGCCGUCGAUAGAGAAAGGAAGGCAGCGAAUUGGGAAGAGGUCGGAGACUAUAAAGGGAUAAUCGUUACUUCAUUUCCCCCCCUGCGCCAGUGCUGCUGCUUUCUGAUAGUCAUCCGCUCAUUUCUCCGUCGAUUCGAUCGUCGUCGAGCUUUCCUGCUCACAGAAAGAACAGUAGCGAAAGCCAUUGGCGAAAGGAGGGACAGGAAGACGGGAAUUGAGAUAUCGGAGAUCAGAUCGCGGUGGUGAAGUUGUCGACUUGGUAGUUGUGCCUGCUGUGCUCCAACUUGCUGCGCUCCUGUCACCGAUCGUCGUCCUUCGACCUCCCAUUGUGGAUAGUUUGUGUGAGUUUGCGUCCGAUAAGCCCUGGGAUUGGUCCGUGUUAAUUAUCUCUACGCUCAGUGUAGAAUUACAGGUUCUCUUUGUAUUCCGUAUCUAAUCCAUUGUGCUUGGACAGCCUUCUUUUUCCAGAUCUAGAUUUCGUUAUAUGCGAUGGAUACGAAUCCUUCCCGUGCCUCUCUCGAUCCAGUGGUUGUUUGAAUCUAUACGAGUUUAAGCAGCUUGUUCAUUUAGUGCUGCUGUUGCUCCAGAAUGACUAUGGGGCAUCAGGCAGGAACUGCUGCUUCACUCCAGAAUGAAGUCGGCAGUGCCCUUCACAAGCCUACAAAGGGUGCUUUCGCCUGCAUGGUUAAUUCGGAAAUUGGUGCAGUUUUGGCUGUGAUGAGGAGAAAUGUGAGGUGGGGUGUUCAGUAUGCCGCAGAUGAUGACCAGCUGGAGCAUAAUCUUAUUCACUCAUUGAAAGAAUUGAGGAAACAGGUCUUUACAUGGCAGCAAGACUGGCAUCAAAUCGAACCGGCUAUAUACCUCAACCCAUUUUUGAACGUAAUUAGAUCCAUGGAAACUGGAGCACCAAUCACGGGAGUUGCUCUGUCUUCUGUGUACAAGAUACUGACACUUGAUGUGCUUUCUGUGAACACGGUAAAUGUGGGAGAGGCUAUGCAACUGAUUGUUGAUGCUGUUACAAGCUGUAAAUUUGAGGUUACUGAUCCUGCCUCCGAAGAAGUAGUGCUAAUGAAGAUUCUUCAAGUCCUGUUAGCAUGCAUGAAAAGUAAAGCCUCAUCCGAGUUGAGUAAUCAACGUGUGAUUAAUAUAAUAAAUACUUGCUUCCGUGUGGUACAUGAAGCUAGUUCUAAAGGAGAAUUGUUGCAGAGAAUAUCACGUCACACAAUGCAUGAACUGGUCAGAUGUAUUUUCUCACGCCUACCCUCUCUCAAGAUUGAAAAGCUAGCCAAUGGAAGCUCAAGUGUUGGUACAGAGGAACUGGAGGAGCAUAGUUUUGGUCGUACACAAGCGGAAAAUGGUGCUCUGCGGGGUGGAAAUGAUGGCCCUACUUCAACAAGUGACUCUUCAAGUGAUCUCACAAGUGGAUUAAGACAUAUGAAGGAUGCGAAAGAGUUUGUUAUUAUUAGUGAGGCGGAAGCUGACAGUAACACUGAGAAAGAUAUGGCAGAGCCAUUUGGAGCUGGAUGCAUGGUGGAGAUAUUUCACUUCCUAUGUUCUCUUUUGAAUGUUGUUGAUCACAUUGAUAUGGGUCCUAGAUCAAAUCCCGUUGCAUAUGAUGAAGAUGUCCCAUUGUUUGCUUUGGGUCUGAUCAACUCAGCUAUUGAACUGGGGGGUCCCUCAUUCAGAGACCACCCUGAAUUGCUAUCCUCGAUUCAAGAAGAUCUAUUUUGCAAUUUGAUGCAGUAUGGUUUGUCGAUGAGCCCACUGAUUCUUUCGACAGUAUGUAGCAUUGUUCUCAAUCUUUAUCAUCAUUUACGUGUGGAGCUGAAAGUACAGUUGGAAGCCUUCUUUUCAUGUGUACUCUUGCGGGUUGCUCAGGGCAAGCAUGGGUCUUCAUAUCAGUUACAGGAAGUUGCAAUGGAAGCUCUGGUUGAUCUGUGCAGGCAACCAACAUUCAUGACUGAAAUGUUUGCUAAUUUUGAUUGUGACGUAGCCUGCAGCAAUGUUUUUGAAGACAUAGCUAACUUGUUGUCCAAGAGCUCUUUUCCAGUAAAUGGUCCAUUGUCUGCGAUGCAUGUUGUUGCAUUAGAUGGUAUGACAUCAAUGAUUCAGGGUAUAGCUGAUAGGUUGGGCAGUGAUAUGUCUGUAUCUGAAGUGGCUGCUACAGAAGAUGGCGAGGGAUUCAAGGCAUUUUGGACAAUAGAAUGCGAGAAUUUCGUGGAUCCUAAAUUUUGGAUUCCCUUUGUUCAGAAGAUGAGGAACAUUAAGCAAAGACUGAUGGUUGGAGCCAAUCAUUUUAAUCAAAAUCCAAAGGAAGGUUUAGAGUUUCUCCAGCAAUCACAUCUUUUGCCUGAUAAACUUGAUCCCCAAAGUGUGGCAUCUCUGUUUAGAUAUACUUCUUGCUUGGAUAAGACACUUAUUGGAGAUUUUCUAGGGAAUCAUGAUGAAUUUUGUAUUCAUGUGCUUCAUGAGUUUGCUAGAACCUUUGAUUUUAAAGGGAUGAAUCUAGAUACAGCAUUGCGCCUCUUCCUGGGAACUUUCCGGUUGCCUGGGGAAUCUCAAAAAAUACAGAGGGUGCUAGAAGCGUUCGCUGAGAGAUACUAUGAACAGUCUCCUGAUAUAUUAGCCAACAAGGAUGCUGCUCUUUUGCUCUCUUAUUCACUUAUCAUGUUGAAUACUGAUCAACACAACGUGCAGGUUAAGAAAAAAAUGACAAAAGAAGACUUCAUUCGCAAUAAUCGCCAUAUUAAUGGCGGGAAAGACCUUCCCAGGGAGUACCUUCUAGAGCUUUAUGGCUCAAUUUGCGAGAAUGAAAUUCAGUUGAUUCCUGAGCAAGUUGCUGGUUUUCCUUUGAUGACUGCUGGGUGCUGGGUUAAUGUAGUCCACAAAUCUAAAAUUGUCAACCCUUUUAUCAUCUGUGAUUCUGGAACCCUCCUUGACCAUGAUAUGUUUGCCAUUUUGUCUCGCCCAACAGUUGCUGCUCUCUCUGUAGUUUUUGAUCAGGCAGAGCAAGAACAGGUUUUGCAGAUGUGUAUCGAUGGAUUCCUGGCUAUUGCUAAAAUUUCUGCUCGUUAUCAUCUAGUUGAACUGCUUGAUGAUCUGAUUGUGUCCCUCUGCAAGUUUACUGGCUUGUUAGCACCACCGUUCCUGGCAGAUGAAGUUAUUCUGGCCUUAGCAGAAGACACCAAAGCAAGGAUGGCAAUCACAACAAUUUUCAUUGUGGCCAACAGAUACGGUGAUUACAUACGCAUGGGGUGGAAAAACAUUUUUGAGUCCGUCCUUAUCCUUCACCAGCUUGGCCUUCUUCCAGCUGGACUUGCUAGUGAUACAGCUGAUGAUACAGAGCCAUCUAAUGACUUGGAGAGGGUAAAAUCCGCACCAAGUUCUUUGUCAUCGCUCCGUCCACCAUCUGGGAUCACACCUCGGAAAUCAUCGGGUUUCAUGGGCCGGUUCACCCAGCUGUUAUCUUUUGAUAUAGAAGAGCCCAAGUCCUUACCAACCGAGGAGCAGCUUAGAGCUCAUCGUCUCACUCGUGAAGCAAUACAAAGUUGCCACAUUGAUAUAAUAUUUAUAGAGAGCAAAUUUCUCCAAGCAGAGUCUUUACUCCAUCUGGUGCAGUCAAUUAUCCUGGUAGCCAGUCGUCUCACCAAGGAAACCAGCUUCUCUUUGGAAGAUGAAGUGGGUCCUGUGUUCUGUUUGGACCUGCUAAUUGCAAUUACACUGAACAACAGAGAUAGAAUCAUGCUUAUCUGGCAACUUGUAUAUGAACAUAUUGCAGCGAUUGUUCAGUCAACCAUAAUGCCAUGUACCCUUGUGGAGAAAGCUGUGUUUGGGCUGCUAAGGAUAUGCCAGCGGCUGUUACCCUACAAGGAAAACCUGACUGAUGAGCUGCUGAAGUCUCUGCAGUUGAUAUUAAAACUUGAUGCACGAGUUGCUGAUGCUUAUUGUGAGAACAUAACAAACGAAGUUAAGCGCAUGGUGAAGUCGAAUGCAAUUCAUAUCAGAUCCCAUCUUGGUUGGCGUACAAUCACCUCCCUUCUAUCCAUUACUGCUAGACACCCUGAAGCAUCUGAAGCAGGAUUUGAGACGCUAGCCUUUAUUAUGUCAGAUGGUUCACACCUUUUGCCAUGUAACUAUAUUCUCUGUGUUGAUGCAGCAAGACAAUUUGCCGAGUCCCGGUUGGGCGAUGAUGCUCACAGGUCAAUCUCUGCCCUAGAUAUGAUGAUGGGAUCUGUUGUCUCUCUGGCGAGAUGGUCUUCUGAAGCAAAGAAUGCAGCAGUAGGGGAGGAAGCCGCUGUGAAGUUAAGAGAAGACAUUGGUGAGAUGUGGCUGAGAAUGGUGCAAGCAGUCAGGAAACUGUGUUUGGACCCAAGGGAGGAAGUGAGGAACCAUGCGCUUCUAAUGUUGCAAGGGUCAGUGGCAGGAGUAGAUGGAAUUAACCAGUUCCCUAUAGCCAAGUGGUUCCAGUUCUUUGAUCUGGUGAUCUUCACAUUGCUCGAUGAGUUACUGGAAAUAGCACUGGAGAGCUCUCCUAAGGACUAUAGGAAAAUGGAGGAAACACUUGCGCUGGGCAUGAAAGCAAUGACAAAAGCAUUUCUGCAGCAGUUGCAAGAUCUGUCGCGGCAGCCUUCCUUUUGUAGAUUGUGGUUAGGGGUUCUAAAUCGGAUGGAGAGAUAUUUGAAGGCGAAGUUCAGAGGGAAGCGAAGCGAGAAGAUUCAUGAAUUAGUACCGGAGCUUCUUAAGAACAUCUUGUUGGUGAUGAAGACGACUGGCGUUCUCUUGGCUAGUAGUGAUGACAUUGCCGGGGAUAGCUUUUGGCAGCUGACAUGGUUGCAUGUGAAGAAUGUGUGUCCUUCACUGCAUUCGGAAUUAUAUCCCGACGACGAAAUGCAAGCAAAUCAGAAUGUUUCCGAAGGGGGUCCAGCAGGAGAUCAGGCUGUGAUUGUUUAGUCAACGGCAGCCUUAACUUGAAGCUUAAACUCUUCUAGGAGUUCUGCUGCACAGGUUAAAACGGUCACCGCAAUGUCGUAAUUUUAUGUGCAUACCUUUGAAGAAAUAUACAAUGCCUGAAAUUCAUCCAUGAUAGCUUCUUUCUUUUUCUUCUUACUGAGGGUCUCACCUCUUUCAGCCACCUUCAAUUUUGUGGAUUCAUUUCCCCUCGGAUCAUUUAUAAAACACGAAACUGUGAAGCUAGUUUACUGUUUGUUGUCCGCUCUUACUUUACAUUCUAAGAGUUUCACCAGAUGCUUCAUUUUAUUAUUUACCGGGCAAACAAUGUGUACAUAAAACUAGACUAGCGUGAGCCCCGACCAUUUGGCCGGAGGAAGGUGAGGUAUGAAAUUUGAUAAUGUAAUGGGGUGUAUAGCUUAUUGUUGUAUAGUUUUUUUUUUUGGAAACACGUGAUAAAAAUGAAUUUUAGUAGGAAAGAGACAUGAAUGAUGCAACGAAUAAAAAAUCAGCCUUAUGAACCAAAAUCAAGUACCUGUUAUUUUGUGAAACAAUAUUGUUUCUGGUAAUAUGAUGAGGUGGAGUAAGUUUUAAAGAAACGGAAUUCCAGAAAAUCGAAUAAAAAAUCGCAUAUCCCGCCGAUUUUCGGGAAAUGAGCAUCUCACAAUCGUUGCUAGCUCUUACUCGGCCCAUUAGCCAAUUAAUUUGUUUUAUAAAACUUUCAUCUUGUCAUCAUUGUGCUUUCUGGUUUUUUGCCAAGCCAUGAUAAAAUCUAAAGAAAUCAAGAAUGAACAACACGAUUUGGGAUAGGAAUAGAAAAUGGUGGUAAACACGGACUAACCUGCCAAACUGGUUUGGAUUGAGAUUUUUAUUGGGUAUCAAGGAACCAUGUGAUUAUAAAUUAGACUUGAUCAAAACGGGCCAAAACUUGAAAUUCAACAUGUUUGACCGACCCAUGCCAAACUCUAGUUAUUCUUUACUUUUAAACUUUUAUUUGAAAAUAAAAAAAUAAUGAAAGAAAAGAGAUGACUGCAAUUCGUCAUUUGCACAUCACUGAUUCGGGAAUAAAACUAUAGAAUUUUG
Linum trigynum is the source of this 7188-nucleotide messenger RNA. The record is from the annotation of a GenBank genome assembly. NCBI's taxonomy places the organism in Eukaryota, Viridiplantae, Streptophyta, Magnoliopsida, Malpighiales, Linaceae.